Paramisgurnus dabryanus is the source of this 1509-nucleotide messenger RNA. It is a transcript of the gene cux2a, whose product is annotated as cut-like homeobox 2a. Gene Ontology annotation, biological process: regulation of transcription by RNA polymerase II. The record is from RefSeq and is a predicted model, not a curated record. Gene Ontology annotation, molecular function: DNA-binding transcription factor activity, RNA polymerase II-specific; RNA polymerase II transcription regulatory region sequence-specific DNA binding. NCBI's taxonomy places the organism in Eukaryota, Metazoa, Chordata, Actinopteri, Cypriniformes, Cobitidae. Gene Ontology annotation, cellular component: nucleus.
AUGCUGCAGGAAAUCAAGGAGAGAACAGCCAAUCAUAUUACACAGCUACAGCAACAACUAACCAAUAAAGUACAAGAUAUUCAGAUACUUCAGGCCAAGUUAGAUACACAGCAGGAUUAUAUGAAGAUCAAAGCUGAGCUCAGCAGUCUUCAGACCGCCAGUAACCCUCAUGGUGUGCAGGUCUCUUCCACACCAUCAGAUGUUAAUAGGAUCUCAGAAAGGCAAAGUGCAGCUUCAUAUGUGCAGCCUAUUGGUGACAAUGGUCCUGUUGUCAAGAUGGAGUUGAAGACACAGGUGGAGUUUGAUCAGGGAUCAUUAAAUGAAUCAUCUGUGGUCAACAGGAGGACACCAUCAUCAUCAUCAUCAUCUCUAUACCUCCAAACAGCCAUUAAAGAAGAGCAUGACAUCACUUAUCUGACAUCACAAGAGUUUUCCCAUGAUUGUUUUUUAAAGCACAGCAUCAGUGAUGAGAGUGAAGUUUAUAACACACAGACUGAUGAGUUUAUGGACCAGGAUGAAGAUCAGGUUGACACCACCAGAAUCACCCAACAGGUGAAAGAGAUCCUUCAGACACACAGUAUCGCCCAGCGAGUGUUUGCCCACUAUGUGAUGGGUCUUUCUCAAGGGACUGUGAGCGAGAUACUGUCCCGACCCAAACCUUGGAGUAAACUGACCAUCAGAGGUAGAGAACCAUUCAUAAGAAUCAAACACUUUCUGUCAGAUGCAAACGCCAUUCAAAUGCUCAGGAACAUCCAAGAUAGACUGAGAGUGGAAGAGUAUGACAGGAGACCUUCAAGUGAUGGAGAUACAUCAGACAACAUUAUAAGAAACAUUCUUGAGCAGGCCAAACAAGAGAUGAACGCUUCAACUCGUACAACGAAAAAUAUCCGCACUACACAAUGUGACACUUCCAUGAUGAAGCCGAAAGACGUGGAUUCAGGGAGACUGGAUCCCAGCAGUCUAUCACGAACGGUUUUUGUACAAAGCAUCAUCCAAAAAGUCCAAAGUGAGAUUGAUACCACAAAUCCAUUACACUCUCGUUCUUCUUCUCUCUCCUCUGUUGAUUGCUUUUUGGGUCAAGGAAUGUCACAGAGGCUUACUGUUGAAUCAGACCGGAGUAAACAAGGAUUUUACAAUAAAAUGGCAUCAGUGGAGUUGGGAAAAGAGAAAACGGCUCUAGUGGAAGUUUCUGAUGAUCGUACUGGCAUCAACACCGGUCUGGAUCUCGAGGAGUUAGACACAUUCAACAUCACCAAAAGAGUAAAGGAAGUUCUCACAGUCAACAAUAUAGGUCAACGUCUAUUUGGGGAGGCAGUACUUGGUUUAACACAAAGCUCUGUAUCUGAGCUUCUGUCUCAUCCCAAACCCUGGAGAAAACUGAGUGCGAAAGGGAAGGAGAAUUUCAUUCGUAUGAAUCUGUGGCUCCAGGACCCUCGCCAUGUCCAAAAACUGAACGCUAUGAAGAUGAUGGGCCAGAGAGGUAAACGUGUGAUUGGCAACAGUAGAUGA